CAACCACUGUCACUCCUUCGCAAGACUGGCCCCCUCGUUACUUCUCUCAGUCUCUAUGAUAUCCGUGGCGCACCCGGUGUUGCAGCACAUGUAAACCAUUAUGUUAACCAUUCGUUUGUUCAAUCAGGUUUCAAGGUCGAUGGUUACCCUGCUGACAAACUCGAUGAGGCCCUUGAUGGUGUCGAAGGCAUCAUUAUCCCUGCUGGUGUCCCAAGAAAG
Messenger RNA from Suillus paluster, 219 nucleotides. RefSeq lists its product as uncharacterized. The record is from RefSeq and is a predicted model, not a curated record. Gene Ontology annotation, biological process: tricarboxylic acid cycle. Gene Ontology annotation, cellular component: cytoplasm; mitochondrion. The transcript has 2 exons. The annotation marks the transcript as partial. Gene Ontology annotation, molecular function: L-malate dehydrogenase (NAD+) activity. Lineage: Eukaryota; Fungi; Basidiomycota; Agaricomycetes; Boletales; Suillaceae.